Messenger RNA from Mollisia scopiformis, 2924 nucleotides. RefSeq names its product Sfi1-domain-containing protein. The record is from RefSeq and is a predicted model, not a curated record. The transcript has 2 exons. Bases 146 to 2884 code for a protein of 912 amino acids. NCBI's taxonomy places the organism in Eukaryota, Fungi, Ascomycota, Leotiomycetes, Helotiales, Mollisiaceae.
CGCUGAACCAAGAACUUCGGAUUCAAUCUCACAACGCAACACAUUCAAAUUCACUUGCAAUUGAGCUUUGCUACAAACUCUACAACUUUGCGACGCGAGAUCCAUAAUCCGAUUCUCGAAGUUCUUUUCGGAUGCCUUCUUCUCAAUGCCUCAUCCCGAACGCCCACCAUCCAAUGUUGGGCAAUACGCAGAUAAUCCGGAUCCUUACUACAGCAAUGAAGAUGUCGAGAUCCUCCACAACAUCGUCAAACUCGCGCAAGAGCUUCUUCCCAACCUCCCCGAGCGCGAAAGACUUCCUACAAAUGCUCUGUUUAAUGCUUAUUACGAUAUAUUGCCCCGCGCCGGCAUCAAUGCUGAUCACGAUAGUCGCUAUGCUCGAAUUCUAUUCAAGAUCGGAGGCCUGCGAGGUCCAGGAACGCUCUACGACAAGUUCGAAGAGAUACUCUCCAGAAUGGGAAUCGAGAUUCAGUUUGCCUCUGAAGCUAGCGACGAAGACAGCCACUUCGAAGACUCACAUACCGAAUCCUCGAUUAUAUCUACCAAUAUCCCCAGUGAAGAGGGAAACUUACCGGAGCGAGAAUCUGAGAUUCCAGAGAUUUCAGAACCUUCCGUCCAAGUCCCUGAUGUCGAGGGAAAUUCACAAUCGGAAACUUCAGAACUUUCCGUCGAAGUUCCCGAUAACGAGGGACAUUCAGACUCAGAAAUUACAGAGAUUUCAGAACCUUCCGUCAAAGUCCCAGAGACCGACGAAGAUUCAGAAUCUGAGAUCUCACAACCUUCCGUCCCAAUGCCAGAUCCUCAGGAGUUCGCCCGUGAGAUGGCCAGAGCAAAGUUACGACAAUGGAAGGAGAGAGCUUUGGAGCUCCAAAGGCGCCGAAAAGCAAUGGAACAAGUGGCGGUCGACCAUGAUAAGGAGGCCUUGUUACAGUCGGCCCUCGAUGCCUGGCGUGAUCGAGCAGAAGAAAAGCGUCGAGCAGCCGAGGCUCGAUUGGAAGAGGACCGUCGAGCUACAGAAGCUCGAAUGGAAGAGGAAAGCCAAUUUGCAGAGGCUCGAAUGGAAGAAGAACGUCAGGCCGCAGAAGCUCGAGUGGAAGAAGAGCAGGAAGCAGCUCGAGAGGAAUACUAUCGGAAGCUAGAAAUACGUGCCGGGAAGGCAAGAGAUCUACUUCUCAUGAAACGCGCCUUUUCAAUGUGGGCAGAUGCCAGCGACGAACUCAAAUGCCGAAUGGCUAAAAUCGGCGAGCUUGUUGCCAAGAAGAACUCUCAAAUGUCUACAGCUUACGAGGAAAUCGACAGGAGAGAAGUCUAUGAGGAGAGCCCUGACAUCGACCCCCAAAUACCCACAACUUACGAGGAUAACGACAGAAGGGAAGAGGAAGCCUAUGAGCAGAACCCCGACGUCGAUUCCGAAAUACCCAGAACUGGUGAUGAGAUUGGCGCGCUUGUAGACAGGAGGACUAUCUUAAGCGAGGCUUUGACAGUUUGGCGACAGAAUGCUCGAUAUCGGGAAAUGAAGAAACGGGUCGACGACCGUCUGAAGGCACAGGUACUACGAGCAUGGGUCCUUAAAGAGAGGGACAAACUGGCACAAAACAUUUUGCGAGGAAAACGACUUCGGAUGGCGAUGGAAGCCAUGAAGUCCAAACAGCAAGUCAUGACAGAACAGACACGAGAGCGAGAAGAAAUAGCUCGUUCAUUUGCAAUCCGAAGGUCACUGAAUCUUGUCUUACGCCAGUGGUAUUCACGCAUGGAAACACAGCAGCGUAAUGAAACUGCUGCGGUCGACUUCUACGCUCCUCGUCUCGCUGGUGGGGUGAUGACACAGUGGUCGAAUCAGACGCAACACAUUCAGCACUUAGAGCAACGUUCACAGGAUGCCAGGUAUUAUUUCUUGGCCUCGAGAACAUUGAAGAUAUGGAAGGCUGCGACGGAAGCUUCCAAACGCGAAAAGCGGAAGGCAGCAUAUAUUCAAGUGCGCCGAAACGCCAAGAUAAAUCUGGCGAGAGGGGUCCUGAAGAAAUGGCAGAGUAAGGUACAACCCAUCAUGAAACUCCAAGCCCAGGCACAGGAAAUUAGCGAAAACAAGACAGCCAUUCUUGCAGACGAGGUCUUCCAUCGUUGGCGAGGUCGAAAUGAAGAGUUAGCAGAGCUGGAAUCGAUAGCGCGGCAGCACGUCUUGAGGAAAUUCUUCAGGGUCUGGAAAGAACGGCUGAAAGCUUUGCAGGAAUUGAGCAUGGAAGCAACAAGGAAGUACCAGGAAGAGGAGCAAAGCAAAGUCCUGAAAAAAUGGAAUUUGCAGAUGCUCCAACAACGAGCACAAUUGCACUAUGCUGCGGAGAUCCAAGAAAGGAACGCGAAGCGGAACUUCAGGAAGAUGUUCGAAUAUUGGCGCGGAAAAGCAGCGGACAGGCCCCCAGAAAUGUCGGUUCCGCCUGGAAAGUCCAUCCCACUACGAAUGUCCAUCCCACCAGACAUAUCAGUCCCACCAGACAUAUCGAUCCCGCCAGGAAUGUCCAACCCACUCGGAAUGUCCAUCCCACCAGACAUAUCAGUCCCACCAGAUAUAUCGGUGCCGCCAGGAAUGUCCAUCCCACUAGGAAUGUCCAUCCCACCAGCAAUGUCCGUCCCACCAGACAUAUCGGUGCCGCCAGGAAUGUCCAUCCCACUAGGAAUGUCCAUCCCACCAGCAAUGUCCGUCCCACCAGACAUAUCGAUCCCGCCAGACAUAUCGGUCCCGCCAAACAUAGCCGUCCCAGGAUAUCUAGCAACACCGUCGAAGAAGGCUAGGGUGAGUGCAGCGGCCAUGAGGUACUCAACUUCGACUACACCAAAAGUAGCCUUAUCCACACCGAUUGAGAGGAGGCUCAGGGCCCAAUGGCAGUAAUGCAGUGUAAUGAAUAGUAUAGUUACGAUGAAUGAAUAAU